AUGCCCGCCAGAACCGACCAAGUCAUUGACGCACUCGUGGUUGGUGCUGGGUUUGGUGGUAUCUACCAAACCUAUGCAUUGAAAAGGGAUGGAUAUAACGUUCGCUGUGUCGAGAGGGCUCCCACAGCCGGAGGAGUGUGGUACUGGAACCGGUACCCCGGUGCUAUGAGCGACACUGAAAGCUUUCUCUACCACUAUUCCUGGGACAAAGAAGCUCUCCAAACCUACCCUUGGCCCAAUCGCUACGUGACCCAGCCGGAGAUUCUGAAAUACCUCAACUUCGUCGUCGAUAAACAUGAGCUGCGCGAGCAUAUGCAAUUCAAUACUGCGAUGGAAACCGCUACAUGGAAUGAAGAGCGCAAAGUUUGA
Messenger RNA from Penicillium malachiteum, 369 nucleotides. RefSeq lists its product as uncharacterized. The transcript has a single exon. Lineage: Eukaryota; Fungi; Ascomycota; Eurotiomycetes; Eurotiales; Aspergillaceae. The record is from RefSeq and is a predicted model, not a curated record. The coding region runs from base 1 to 369 and encodes 122 amino acids.